GUAAGCUUUCAAGCUGCCGCCCUUCACUAGAAGGAGUGGGCGCAGUGAACUGUAAUUGUGAAAAGAUUGGAAGAUCAGGCCAAAGAAGGUGAUAGCCCUGUAGAUUCGUUCCCAUGGUUCGAUCCUUCCCAGUAAAACGCGGCGUGUUUGAAUUCUGAUCGCUUUUACGCGAGAAAGGGGACCACCCUCUAAGCCUAAGUAUUCCUCAAUGACCGAUAGCGUACAAGUACCGUGAGGGAAUCUUUGUUAUGCAUGUUAAAAAGAAUGAAGUGCAAAAUAAAAGAAGGCCACCCUCCUCUUAUCAGGAAGCCUACAAUACGGCAUGGGAGUAUGCCGAGGCGGAAGUCCUGAACAAAAGCAAGCGGGAGCUGGAAGAAGGCUACACAAAGGUGAAAUCUGACAAGCCGAAGAAGGAUGACCAGACGGGAGGGUCCAAGCCAAAGGCCACAUAUGACGGGUCCAUCCACCAAAUAAGGGAUGAUAAGAAGGGAGAGCAACCCAAGAGACCAUGGACGGAGAAGUGGUGCACAUACCACCAAUCCGAUUCCCACAACACGGCGGACUGCCGAAAUGUCAAGGCCGUGUUCAAGGAGAUGGCCUUAAACGGAGAGCUGGGGGAAGGUUAUGCAGCGGGGAAUAAAGAUCCAAAAGCGAACACCUGGACCCGUCCUCAGGGAAAAGACCAGGGGAGGAAAAAAUCCGGGAAGGAUAACAACAAGCCGGAUAAAGAAUUCAUCGAGAUGAUUGUCGGCGGCCCAGAAGGCGGGGACACUGCCUCCCAGCGGAAGAAUUGGGCCAGGAGCUUGCAUGUAGCGGUGGUUUCCCUGGAAUCACAAGGGAAGCAGUCAAAGAGGGAACCUAUCACUUUCACUGAUAGGGAUCUGCCUAGGACGGGGGGAGAUCAUAAUGACCCUUUGGUCAUUACGAUGGAUAUCAACGGGGCUGAUGUGGCCAGGGUCCUGGUUGACACAGGAAGCAGUGUCAAUGUUUUAUAUUUGGAGGCUUUCAAGAAAUUGAAGCUGGACAGGUCCAUGCUGAGGCCAUUGCAAACCCCAUUGUCAGGCUUCACUGGAGCCAGCAUAGAAGCAGAAGGUCAGAUCACCUUACCAGUUACCUUGGGGUCGGGCAACAAGACGGUGACCAAACAAAUGAGAUUUGUUGUGGUUGACAUCAAGUGUGUACAUAAUGCCAUUCUUGGUAGGCCUGGAAUCAAUCAGGUCAAGGCAAUUAUUUCUAUGGCGCACUUAUGCAUGAAGUUUUACACCCCCAAUGGAAUCGGGGAGGAAAGGGGAGAUCAAAAGAACGCCCGGUCCUGCUACCUAGAAGCGGUCAAGAAGAUGACCCGCCAGUUCGAACAAAUUGAACUGGUCUCCCAGCAGGUCGACAAGGGUGAGGAAAAGGCUAGGAUCGAGCCGGAUGCAAACACAGAGGAGAUCCAGAUUGAUGCUUCCAAUCCUGAGAGGAAGGUCAAGAUUGGGGCUGAUCUUCAAGAGGAGCUAAGGACUGAGAUUGUCCAGGUGCUGACCAGGUAUAAAUCUUUGUUUGCCUAGAGUGUUGCUGAUAUGCCCGGAAUUGACCGGUCAGUCAUUUGCCAUCGUCUCUCUGUUCUUGAGGGGUCUAGGCCUGUAAGACA
This is a messenger RNA of Cuscuta campestris, 1633 nucleotides long. The record is from the annotation of a GenBank genome assembly. NCBI's taxonomy places the organism in Eukaryota, Viridiplantae, Streptophyta, Magnoliopsida, Solanales, Convolvulaceae.